Neospora caninum is the source of this 2721-nucleotide messenger RNA. RefSeq lists its product as hypothetical. The transcript has 7 exons. The record is from RefSeq and is a predicted model, not a curated record. The coding region runs from base 1 to 2721 and encodes 906 amino acids. NCBI's taxonomy places the organism in Eukaryota, Apicomplexa, Conoidasida, Eucoccidiorida, Sarcocystidae.
AUGUUGUCGAGCUCCCCGGCCUCCGUCGCGCUUCCGUCUGCCUGUUCGUCGGCGCGUCUCGCGCCCUCUUCUCACCCGCUACCUCCGAGUCUGGAAGCAGUGCUGUUUCUUCUGUCGAACCGAGAGCCGCGGAGAGGGCGCGGGGGUUUGUGUUGGUGGCGACUGGAUCUCGUCGAUGCCUUCGACGGCAAGCGCGUCCUUCUCGGGGUGCCGCCCAGACGCAGCCGAACGGAGACGUUUCUCGCCUCGCCGUUCUCAACUUGCUCUCGGCCGCCAUCGCCUUCUGCGUCUUCCGCGCCCGUCCCGGCCCUGGCUGUCCACGGCCUCCGGCCGCAGGCGAGCGCGCGCGAGAGAGAAUUCGCAGGCGACAUCCACAGGGCGAGGCAGCCUGAAAACCGGGGAGAGAAGAAACCGAGCAGUGACGAGAGAGGCGUGCGCUCGGCUCCCAGGGGAGAGACCAGAGAGCCGACGGACGCCGACGAGCGACCGACAGCGGGGAGCAGUCUCCAGCGGAGCCGCGGCGGAGAGAAGGCGACGGAGAAGACGGGACGCGCGCAGGCACUGAGACUCGCAGGACGACUCCAGGACGACUGGUACAUCUGGAGCAACUCCAGAUUCAUCGUUGCCAUGCAGAGACACUGCUACCACACUCCGCGCCGCGAAGAAGCGAAAGAGGCGGAAGACGAAAACGAGGACUCAGAGGAAGACGAGGAAGACGACGAGGAAGAAGAGCAGGGAGAGACGGAAGGAUGGCAGAGGGGCGACCGCCGGAGAGAGGGGGAGACCCUAAGGGGGGCGGCCACGGCGCAGGAAACGAGAGAAAUGACCAUCAGGAGAAAGGGGUUGUACAGCGUCGUGUUUUGGCCGAUUCGCGGGCUGUACAGACAGCGUGGAGGGGGAAAGAGGACCGUGAGGCCUUCCGCCUCCCCGCUAGCCAGGUUGAUUCGGCGCAACGAACGAGGCGGAGAGGUUCAGCCUUCUCGCGGGAACGAGCACACACAGUCAGACAGCGAAAGAGCCUUUUGCUUCUUCCACCGAGUAGACGGCCCAGCGCGAGAAGGCGAGAGAGCAGGACGAGAGGAGACAGGAGACAGCGAAGAAGGGAGAGAAGAGACGGAAGAGAGAGAAGGCCGAGAAACCGAAAGCCGUCUUGUGCUGGUUCUUGGACGAAAACAGCAGCGAGUCGCAGGCCGGUGGGGCUGUGCGGUGGGAGCUCUGGUGGAGGACUUCCUGGUCUGGUCGCCGAGCGAGAGUCUCGAUCUCCACAUAACGCAACUGGAACGCAGAGGGAAGCACAGCGCGCCGCCAGUCCCGCAAAGAGCAGGCGCAAACGCGUCAGACUGGGAAACGAGUUGCGAGGCGUUGCCCGCACUCUCAGCAGAGUUCGGGGGAUACUCGGCCCUCGCGUGCUCUCCGGUGGAGACCCUGUCUCCCCCCGUGCGUGCGGGCGCGCCGUUCUUUGCUUCGUCUGUCUCUGCCGUCUCUUCUCCGUGUGAAAGAGAGAGGAGAGGAAGCCUCUCCAGUGACGCCAGUCGCGAAAUGACGGUCGAGGAGCAGUCGUCCUUUCGCUCUCUGUCGUCUGACUCGAACGCGACUGACGCGUCGUCUGUGCUCUCCGCUUCUCUGUUUUCGUCGCCGUCGUCUUCGCGCGCCUCGACUCCCAAGUCGAUCGCCUCCUGGCCUGUUUCUCCUCCCGCCACUUCCUCGCAGUCGCCUCGUCAGCCGCAGCGCCCCGCCCCUCCCUCUGAGGCUUCGCCUCGCAUGUAUUUGGUUGCGGCCGGCUGCACGGCAGGCGCCAUUCUCGUCGGUGUGCUCCACAGGACUCCUCUCUCCAAAACAAACUGCAUGCGAGGCUACCCUGUGGACAGCCUCGAGAUCUUUCUCGACGCCAGCAUCCUCGUCGCCACACACCGUCAGUUCUCGCGCGUCUUCGACCUUCGUUCGGGGAGAUGCCUCUCCCGUCUUCCGUCUCCUUCUCUCGACGAGGCGCCGGCGGCUGCUGGAGGCGCAAACGGUGAAGCCCGAACACACCGGGGAGAAGGCGACGGGCGCGGCGACCGGAAAGCAGGCACCGGGGACACAGAGGAAGCGAGGAAGCGAAGCGCAGAACAUGCAGAAGAGGAAGGAGGCGGAGCCAGAGAAGGCAGCAGGCAGAGAAGUGGUCAAGACAGAAGAGAGAGAGCGGAAACAGAGGAGACAGAGGAGAGAGGAGAGCGCGAAGAAAGAGGAGAAACGUUGGGAAACGAAGGCGAGAAGGUACUUCCAGUUGUGGCGACAGUUGGAGGAGGAGGGCGGCGUCUCGUUGUUCUGUCUCGGAGCCGAAAAGCUGCAGGCAGGCCUUCAGACCAGAUCGACUUCGUGCUGGAGAGUUUUGAUUUCGCUCCUCAGUCUUUUUCGCCUCUCCCGUGCGAGCUCCUCCCGUCUCCUUCCUUUGCGCCGCCUCCUUCGCCUCUCUACUCUUGGAGUGGAGAUCCUGCGCAGUGUGAAGAGCGCGCCUUCCGUGGAGGGGCCAGCGACCGAGGGCCAGACACUCGCGAGCCGUCGGGUGUACACCCAGAGGCAGCCAAGGAACGCAUGCGUUGGUGGCGCUCCUGUCGCGGGUGUCGCGGCGCCCCCGGCGACCUCCGGGAAGCAGAGACGGGAGAGCUCUUCUGCACUCCGCUGUGUUUCGAAGCAACGAAGUACAACCUGGUCAAAGGAUCCCUUGACGACAGCCACUGA